Molecule: messenger RNA, 1088 nt
Organism: Maniola jurtina (meadow brown)
Lineage: Eukaryota; Metazoa; Arthropoda; Insecta; Lepidoptera; Nymphalidae
Exons: 3
Coding region: 63-1085 (340 amino acids)
Source: RefSeq, a predicted model, not a curated record
GACAUCGGUCGGACUCGGCGCCCCACGCUCGCGGCGCCCGAAGCCGACUGACUAAAUACACAAUGAAAUGCGCAAAGCUGCAGCUCCAAGACAGAUCUAAAUCAAGAACAAAAAUAACUAACGAAAAGCCUAGAAGGUUUUGUCAAAAACGCAUGGUUAAUCCAGAUCAUGAGGAAGAUACGCGGUGGACUGACAUUUUCGAUAGGUUCCAUUGCAACAAUACCGACAAUGAUGAUGUAUUAACAGAGACAAAUGAAAUUGGACUACCUCACCAAUUUCGAGAGGACUUAUUCCUUUCAGUGCAAAAUAUACAGUUUCAAGGAAGCGUCGAUCAACGGCGUAGACCGCGGACCAGCUUUAAAUUCAAAACUUUACCUAACAACCAACAACACCGCAUGUUUGUUAAGCAAAUAGUAGAUGAUUUCGAUCCACUAUACGAAAGCCGUUGUUCAGAACUCAGUGAUUAUUUCGAUGAUUACUCAAAAUACUUUUCAAAUAAUGAAAGCUCUCGGCCAUCUUCUGGGAAAUCUAGCAUCGUCCUGUUUUGUUUAAAUAAUAAAAGUAAGGAAAAUAAAGCUACGCAAGUAGACUUAAGAACAACUGACCCUAGAAGAAAACAUAAGUUUGAUCUAAUCAAAACAAAAAAAGGCAACAAAAAAAAUGCUAAGAUAAACAUUGAAGACGAUACCAAAAAAGUUCAAGAUGAUAACACUGAAGAUACCAGAAUUGCAUUUCACAAAAAUGGAAAAAGGAAAAGCCUAACUAUAUCAAGGGCGGAGAGUCCCGCAACAGUUCAAGUCAUAAGAGUGGAUGUAGUAUGUAAUUACAGCUCAAGCUCCACUAUGUCUGAUUAUGAAGAUAAUAAAAAACCACAGCACGCCAUUGACACGGAACAAGAGGAUCCGAACAUUCAAACUAACCAUAAAAAGUCUCGCUUUGUCAAUAAAUAUAUGUUGACUAACACGGUUAAAACAUUAGACCAAAACGUUUCAGGUGGAAAAGUAACAUUGAUGUGUAAAACUUUUAAAUUAACUAAUCGAUCAAGAAUUGUAACAGAAAGCAAAUCAAAAGCUAAAAAUAACUGAAUU